AUUUCACAUUGCGACAUUCUCGAAUGUGUGCGCAUCCGAAAUUGGAUAUUUGAUUGUUCCCAUUUCAUUGCAGUGUUUUACAGUUCGUUGGUUUAAUUUCCUGUACAGUCGCAGGCAGGAGUUCACCCACGAACAAGGAAAAAGGAGGGAACUUGGGGAAAGCAGCCGCGUUGCACUGCAGCACGUUUGUUUUGUUUGGUUGAGUGUUUUGCGUCUUCUGUCUGUUUGUUGAAAACAGACACGCUCGUUUCAGUUUUUAUCAACUUUCUGAUGCCUUUCAGUUGACCAAACUCCUCCAUCGGCUAUAGUUAGACACCUGUGUUUUGUUACCGCAAAUCGGCGAUUUUAGACAUGGUGAAGCUUACCAAGGCCAAAACCUUCCAGGCAUACCUGGAUUCCUGUCACCGUCGCUACAGCUGCGUUCACUGCCGCGCACACCUGGCCAACCAUGACGACCUUAUCUCCAAGUCCUUUCAAGGGAGCCAGGGACGUGCCUACCUCUUCAAUUCUGUGGUGAAUGUGGGCUGUGGUCCAGCAGAGGAGAGGCUGCUUCUUACCGGGCUCCAUGCCGUGGCUGAUAUCUACUGUGAGAACUGCCACACCACGUUGGGCUGGAAAUAUGAGCAGGCUUUUGAGUUGAGUCAGAAGUACAAGGAGGGGAAGUUCAUCAUUGAGCUGUCCCAUAUGAUCAAGGACAAUGGCUGGGACUGAAGAGUUUCGAGGGGGGGUGUGCGGGGAAAGAUUGUGCUCCACCCGCAACCGGCUGUCGCUAAGUCACCCUAUCACUGCUUACAGCUUUGCCAAGAAUAGCUUGUGAUGCCUUUUUUUUUUUUUCUUUCUUUCUUUUUUUUUUAUCCAUGUUAUGAUCGCAAGCACCUUUUCAUAUUGAUAUCCCAGCACGCCAUUUUUACAGUUUAAGAAAGAGAGAGAGAGAUCUGGUGUGUGUGUGUGUGUGUGUGUGUGUGUGUG
This is a messenger RNA of Chanos chanos (milkfish), 969 nucleotides long. RefSeq names its product yippee-like 3 (gene ypel3). The record is from RefSeq and is a predicted model, not a curated record. NCBI's taxonomy places the organism in Eukaryota, Metazoa, Chordata, Actinopteri, Gonorynchiformes, Chanidae. The transcript has 5 exons. Bases 352 to 711 code for a protein of 119 amino acids.